Molecule: messenger RNA, 2500 nt
Organism: Aspergillus steynii IBT 23096
Lineage: Eukaryota; Fungi; Ascomycota; Eurotiomycetes; Eurotiales; Aspergillaceae
Product: putative DNA repair protein Rad26
Exons: 2
Coding region: 71-2392 (773 amino acids)
Source: RefSeq, a predicted model, not a curated record
CUCGCUCGACCCAGCACCCGGAUUCUCUGCUCCCCAGUCUCUCCUUCAUGGCGAUCGUGCAUCCAGGGGCAUGGAAGACAACGACGAUGACUUCUUUUCCGACGAUGGCUUCGACGAUCUGCCCCCUGGCACAUUGUUGCAAUUGGAGCAGAACGCGUUCCAGGCAACGCAAGCCCAGAACCUGGCUCCCUCACAACCUCCAACCCAAUUAGACACGCCUGCUGGCAAUUUUCGGACCCGAUUCCCUCAGAAACCGCCCGCCUUUCAGGCCAGACAGGCAGUCCCUGCCCAUGCAACGCUACAGCCCCCGGCGCGAUUGCACACCGGAUUGACCAACGAUUACGGCGAUUUGGAUGUAGGAGAAUUGGAUGCGGAGGUAUUGAACGAUGAAAACGAGACAACUAUCGCAUUCGACCAGCCGGUGGUUUUCGAAGCGCAGCCCAAUUACCCGCAAAAUGUCCUUGCGCCGGCCGACGACAGUGGGGAGUUCGAUGACACCCUGCCCGACCUCAUGGAGGUUGAGACGGGUCAACCGUAUAUUGCGGCCCUCCAAGAAGAUUCAAAUGCUGUCGCGGAAAAGUUGGAGCGCGAAAAUGAGCGGUACAAACAAAUGAUGGAAGAGCUCGCCACGGCUAAAUCCACGGCAGCAACCAAAACAGGGGAGAUUUCAAUUAUACGAUCGAAUCAAGUCAAGCUCACCGAAAAUUACGAGCAACAAUUGGCAGCCUUACGCAAGGCAAUCGCUGAAUCGGCGGCUCGACACAAGGAGGAGGUAGAAGCCGCACGCGCGGAAGGCAAGAUGUUGGCUACGGAGAACGCAUUUCUCAAACAAGACCUGGCCGAGGAGUCUAUGCGGAUAAACAACAUGAAGGCAAAGGGCCGAGCAACCGAGAAAGUACCACCGGUGACACCCAAGAAGACCAAAACUCUUCCUUUUCGUGAUGGGUUUGACGACGAAGAGAUUCUCGCUGUGUCGCCGAGCAAGUCAGCGCGAUCGAAGCGAAUGACACCGGUAGUCCCGGGGAAACGAAAGAGAAGAGAGAGUCAGGACAGUCCAAUCCCGCUGCAAUUAAGUCCGCGGGAUGAGCCCAUGGCUAUGGACCCCGACCCCGCGGACUUCUCCGACGAUGCGAUAGGCGAUGCGUUGCAGGCGCCUGCUGCGGUCUCGAAUGAAGAGAGACAUUCGCAGUCAAUGAAGCGGAUCUUGAAUCACCGAACGGUUCCUAACGAGGAGCCUGACAUUGAAGUGAUGUCACGGUUGAAGUUCCCAUCAGAGCCGCAACGGACGCUGGCCACCAUCCUGCUGGAAGAAACGGAAACACUUCGCAUGGGGAAUGCUGUGGUUGAGUAUGCGCGAGCGAUUAUAUCCCUGUGGUCUCAGGCCCUGAAAGAAAAGUUCUUCCCGCCUGUGCCCAUGUUCAUGGCCAUCAUACAGUAUAUCUUCGCCGUGGAGGAGCCGUCUAUCGGAUCUCAAUUGGUGGAGCACCUUGUCCCGUUAUUGCAAGAAUCUGGAGACGUCAACGCAGUUCCUCGAUUUAAGCAUUCGCCCGUGUCGCGGCAAAACUUUGGACAAGUGCGGCAAACGCCGCAAUCGGAGUUGGAACCUCUAGUAGACUCGACCAAAGCCCUCGAAUUGCUCUACCAGAUUGCCAGUCGGGUUUUGCACCUUGAUCGGGAGCUGGAGAGGUUCUGGCGGCACAUGCGCUACGAUUUCGUGCUGAUGAUGCUGAACUGUUCGCAGCUCAUCGCCGACAUUACCUUGACCUUGAAUCUCCUCACGACCAGCGUCCGUGCGCAGUCCUUCGGCUCGAUCCAGGAAACCGAUCAGGAUCAGAUCGCCAACGAAAACUACAUCGUGGACCGCGUGGCAAACCUCUUGAGCGAGAAGCCACAUGUGGACGAAGGGCGGCCGCCUUAUACGCCGAUCGACAUCUGCGGGAUGCGGCUGGAGGCUUUGUCCCUGCUGAUGUGCAUCGCAUUCAACAUCGCAGCGCCUCACAACACCCAUGGCAGCUCGGUCCUCGCGUCUCAUCCGACUGCCCUAGCACGGUUGAUUCGGGCAAUGCAUGACGAGUUGGAUGCCCUGUAUUCCUCGCCGCCUGAGGCUGCGCAACACGCGGCCCUGGUGAAUGGAUUGAUGUCGCUGGUCUACGGGGUGGUGAAGCGCCAUGCCGACGUGGAUUUACAGGGCAAAUUGGACCGGGUGGCGGGCGGGAAGCAGAAAUUCCUGGUCGUCAUGACGCGGCUGGCGUUUAGUGAAGGGAUCAUGCUCGAGGCGAGGAUCGAUGACGAGACAGUCGAGAUGGCGCACGAGAUCCUUGACGACGCAGUCAAUCCGCAGGAAGCCGAGGCUUUGCAGGAAGUGUUUUCGAGUUCGAAGCGAGAGGAAUAGGGUGGAGAGGGACUACUAAUUAAUACCAGACAUGAUGAGACAUGAACAAGUCAACGAGAGUAAUAAUGUAAAAUAGAGUAGCAGUUCAAGGUUGAUGACCGACAGGAC